UGGGCCCGCACAAAGCGGAAGAACGCCGAGAAUCCCUUCAUCCUGCCCUCCGUCGGCGCAACGCUGUACGCAAUGUACAGAAUGACCUCGUCGAUGCUCCGAUCGGACAAGGUCGGAUUCCAACAGUCGCAGCAGACGAGGGUCGCGUUCCAGUUCUUGGCGAUUGGGGCGCUUGUUGGUGGGAUCUGGUGUGUUGUUUGGGUUUUCCGUAGGCGGAUGUAG
This is a messenger RNA of Fimicolochytrium jonesii, 222 nucleotides long. RefSeq lists its product as uncharacterized. NCBI's taxonomy places the organism in Eukaryota, Fungi, Chytridiomycota, Chytridiomycetes, Spizellomycetales, Powellomycetaceae. The transcript has a single exon. The annotation marks the transcript as partial. The record is from RefSeq and is a predicted model, not a curated record.